AUGAACAUCGACGAAACAAUCUGCUACAUCACCGGGAACCUCUUUGAGAUCGACGAUGUAAGAGGGAGCUCGAACUUCAACAACCUUGGCCUUGACCAAGGAAAUAUCACUCAGUUGAUCCAGCACUUGAAUGAGUCGCUAGAUCUUGAUAUCCCGCUUGAUAAAGCGAAGGAUUUCAAUACGGUUGGGGAUUUGGCGGAUUAUAUCGAGGAGGAGUAUGAGGAAGAAGACGAUGAGGGGCGGCCGAGUGAUUAG
This is a messenger RNA of Aspergillus puulaauensis, 255 nucleotides long. Its product is annotated as acyl carrier protein. The coding region runs from base 1 to 255 and encodes 84 amino acids. The transcript has 4 exons. The record is from RefSeq and is a predicted model, not a curated record. Lineage: Eukaryota; Fungi; Ascomycota; Eurotiomycetes; Eurotiales; Aspergillaceae.